AUGGCGAUGAUUAACACCAGCCCUCCCCCGCGCCUGGGCUGCGGGCGGUCGCAGCGGUCAGCCAGCGCCUUCUGUGUGCCACCAGGCCCUGGCCCGGUCUCCCGUUUGCAGAGAUUUGAAGCCAGUCUCCAGGCUCCAGAGAACCCCAGUAUCCCCGAACCACACGCAUCUCAUCUGUCCACCUGGCUGCUUCACCUGCAGCGUCCACCUGCUCAAGCGUCACACCUGCGCACGUUUUACCCUCUCCAAAAGCCCUCCUUAGGGUCCCUUGCUUGGAUGAACUCUUCAAUUCAUGUAAAUCUCAGUGCUUGUGGAGGUUUUGAAGUUUGUGAUGACAUGGUGACUAAGGAUAUCAUGACCCCUCUGGUUGUGCUGCUAAAAGAGUGUAGUGCUGGACUGGAUUCAAAUGAGAUGUCCCUGCAGGAGAAAAAAGAUCAGAACAGAAAUUCUGUUGAGAACAUAGCCAAUGAGGCUGUGAACGUGCUGUGGAAUAUAUGUGAAUGCAGUAGUAGAGCAGUGUCUAUAUUCAACAAAGAAGGGUGUUUGGAGAUUGUGUUAAAGUAUUUAAGUAGGUUUCCUACCAAUGUUGACCUGGCUAUUUCAGUAGCAUAUUGUUUGCAGACAGUGACUGAGGAUAACCCAGAGCUGCUGAAGUCUUUCAGUGCCACAGCAUUGAACGUGCUGGAAUCAGCACUGCUUUCUCCUGUUAGUUCCAUGGAAUCCCUUCUAUUGAAGACAUUGGUAGCAGGCACAAUUUGGAAUCUAAAGGACAUUAUUCCAUGCAAGAGUCAAGCAGAAAUCAUAAAUGCCUUACUAAAGAUCUUAUCUGAAGUUUUGGGAAUGGAUGCUGGUGAAACAGUUAUUCAAAUGAAAGAGACUGAAACGCAAAGAUUAAAAACUGCUGCAGAGGCUGAGGAAAUAUUAGAGAACACUAAUGGGGAUGAUUUGAUUGAAGAUGAUGAAAUGGAAGGAAUUUCUCAUAAGAGAAAAGUCAGAAGGAAAACUUUCGUUUCAGAUUUACUUCCGCCCACUGACAAGGAGCUGAGAGAGACUAUAGCAUUGCUGACAGCUCAACAGACUGCUCUGGAAAUUAUCGUCAACAUGUGCUGCAAUGAAGAUCCCUCUGAUGACGAAUGGGAAGAACUUUCUAGCAGUGAUGAAAGUGAUGCAUUUAUGGAGAAUUCCUUCAGUGAGUGCGGGGGACAGCUGUUCUCUCCCCUCUGCCUCUCCCAUGAGGUUCACACUGCUCUCACCAACUACCUCAUCCCAAAGAAGAUUUUUGAGAAAACUGCCUUUCCAAACAGCAUUGCAGUUGACCUAUGUUCUAGGAACCCUACUUGGAAACCUUUGAUUAGAAAAAUGAACACUAUUCAGUGCAGAGCCCUCUUCUGUCUCCAGAGUCUUGUGUCCCUCCUGGAUGUGGAGCACCUGGGAGGAGCCGCAGCCCUUCAGACGCUUGCACAGCAUCUGUCACAGCUGCUUUUUUCUCAACCAGAUUUUGCUAAACAUGCUGACUUUCUAGAAGCCAUAAGUAGUGCUUUGAGGGCCCUUUUGCAAACAAUGGCCUCCAAGAACAUUUCCCAGUGCAUGACUCCUGAUCAGCUGAUGACAUUAUGCAAAGCAGGCAUUCAUAGUAGUAAUGUCGGGGUUAGAGUGAAUGUCGUUAGCAUUUUAGGAAUCACUGGCAGCGUCCUUGCCAAAGAAGGUGGUACACUUGAAACUCUUAAGAAUAUUGGGUGCUUUCUACUUGAGGUUACCACCAAAGAUCCUUCCCUUGUGGUAGCAGGAGAAGCUUUGGAUGCCCUCUUUGAUGUUUUUGCAGAUGGUAAAGAAGCCGAAAGAGCCUCGAUUCAAAUUAAAUUAUUAUCUGCUCUGAAAGAAUUCCAGCCGGUCUUUAAAAUGAAGAUACGUAAAGAAGGGAGAGGUAACUAUAGCACAGAUCAGCUGUGUGUUCUUGACAAUGUGAAAAUGAAUUUGAGAAGAUUUAUUGCUUAUCAAGAAACUGUUGAGAAAAGACUGACUUCUUAAUCCCAAAAAGAAACAGUUCUUCCCCCAAAGUAUUCGAUGCUCAGAAUACUAAAAGGUUUUCUUUGAAUGU
This is a messenger RNA of Mandrillus leucophaeus (drill), 2098 nucleotides long. RefSeq names its product HEAT repeat containing 3 (gene HEATR3). NCBI's taxonomy places the organism in Eukaryota, Metazoa, Chordata, Mammalia, Primates, Cercopithecidae. The record is from RefSeq and is a predicted model, not a curated record. The transcript is spliced from 15 exons. Gene Ontology annotation, biological process: ribosomal large subunit biogenesis; protein import into nucleus. Bases 1 to 2028 code for a protein of 675 amino acids.